CGCAGAUUCAGCCAAUGACCUCUCGCCAACUCUGAGAAGAAAAGAUCGGCUUUUGGAUUUUCCUGACUUAUUUCACACUUUUAGCCGUGAGUCAACCAAAAUGAACACAUUUCUUUCGAGGCUAAACACUGUAUUCGCGUUCACCUUAACUGUACUUGCUGGCCUUACGUUUCUAUGUUUUAUUUCAACUGUUUUUCUCGAUUACCAAGUAAAAGUUGACAUCAGCACACAGAAAGCCUUAGUGCGACAUGUUCCAGAUUUCAGCGUAUCUAGAGAGAAGAAUGAUCUUGGAUUUAUCACUUUCGAUUUAAAGACUGAUUUCAAAAGGCUUUUUAACUGGAACACCAAACAGUUGUUUAUCUAUGUUACAGCGGAAUAUGAGACCCAAACAAAUAAAUUUAAUCAAGUUGUGGUUUGGGAUAAGAUCAUCUUGCGGAGCGACAAUUCCCAGUUGAAUUACCAGGGGAUGAACACCAAAUAUUACUUCUUUGAUGACGGCUCAGGACUGAAGGGUAACAGGAAUAUUAGUCUACAUCUGUCAUGGAAUGUGAUCCCAACUGCAGGAAUCUUACCACUCAUCUCUGGCUCCCAGGACAAAUUCAAGUUCAACUUUCCAGACGCAUACACUCCUAUCAGACAACAAUAGAGAUCAAUAGAUACCACACACCCCUACAGUAAUGGACAACCAUAGAGAUCUAUAGACACCAUACACCCCUAAUAGACAACCAUAGAGAUCUAUAGACACCAUACACCUCUAAUAGACAACCAUAGAGAUCUAUAGACACCAUAAACCCUAAUAGACAACCAUAGAGAUCUAUAGACACCAUAAACCCUAAUAGACAACCAUAGAUAUCUAUAUACACCAUAAACCCCUAAUAGACAACCAUAGAGAUCUAUAGACACCAUAAACCCUAAUAGACAACCAUAGAGAUCUAUAUACACCAUAAACUCCUAUCAGACAACCAUAGAGAUCUAUAGAUACCACACACCCCUAAUAGACAACCAUAGAGAUCUAUAGACACCAUAAACCCCUAAUAGACAACCAUAGAGAUCUAUAGACACCAUAAACCCUAAUAGACAACCAUAGAGAUCUAUAGAUACCAUAUACCCCUAAUAGACAACCAUAGAGAUCUAUAGACACCACACACCCCUAUCAGACAACCAUAGAGAUUUAUAGACACCACACACCCCUAAUAGACAACCAUAGAGAUCUAUAUACACCAUAAACCCUAAUAGACAACCAUAGAGAUCUAUAUACACCAUAAACCCCUAUCAGACAACCAUAGAGAUCUAUAGACACCAUAAACCCUAAUAGACAACCAUAGAGAUCUAUAGAUACCAUAUACCCCUAAUAGACAACCAUAGAGAUCUAUAGAUACCAUACACGCCUAAUAGACAACCAUAGAGAUCUAUAGACACCAUAAACCCUAAUAGACAACCAUAGAGAUCUAUAGAUACCAUAUACCCCUAAUAGACAACCAUAGAGAUCUAUAGACACCACACACCCCUAUCAGACAACCAUAGAGAUUUAUAGACACCACACACCCCUAAUAGACAACCAUAGAGAUCUAUAGAUACCACACACCCCUAAUAGACAACCAUAGAGAUCUAUAAAUACCACACACCCCUAAUAGACAACCAUAGAGAUCUAUAGACACCACACACCUCUAAUAGACAACCAUAGAGAUCUAUAGACACCACACACCCCUACAGUAAUAGACAACCAUAGAGAUCUAUAGACACCACACACCCCUAAUAGACAACCAUAGAGAUCUAUAGACACCAUAAACCCCUAUCAGACAACCAUAGAGAUCUAUAGACACCAUAAACCCUAAUAGACAACCAUAGAGAUCUAUAGAUACCACACACCCCUAAUAGACAACUAUAGAGAUCUAUAGAUACCAUACACCCCUACAGUAAUAGACAACCAUAGAGAUCUAUAGACACCAUAAACCCCUACAGUAAUAGACAACCAUAGAGAUCUAUAGACACCAUACACUGCUAUCAGGGCAACAGAUACAGCUGAAAAAGUAGAUGUCAUUGCUCUGCCUUAACAUAAUAUGGAAUCAAAAUAUACCAAGAUUCA
Nematostella vectensis (starlet sea anemone) is the source of this 2086-nucleotide messenger RNA. Its product is annotated as signal peptidase complex subunit 3. Gene Ontology annotation, cellular component: membrane; signal peptidase complex. The transcript has 5 exons. NCBI's taxonomy places the organism in Eukaryota, Metazoa, Cnidaria, Anthozoa, Actiniaria, Edwardsiidae. Gene Ontology annotation, biological process: protein targeting to ER. The record is from RefSeq and is a predicted model, not a curated record. The coding region runs from base 101 to 646 and encodes 181 amino acids.